AUGACCACCGAGGAAAUUAAAGAAAAGCGCGAAUAUAACCUAAGGAAGUAUGGCUUGUCCCAGGAAGAGAUUGACCGCGUUGUGAUUCCCGUACUUACCGAAAAACAAACCAGCGAGGUGUUUGAUAAACGCACAAACCAACAACUUGAGCGUCAGCAGUUGCUCUCUCGAUUAGCCAUGCUCCGCUCGGCUCUUCAAGUUCGCCAAAACGGCUCAGACGGUUCCUUGAAGCGUCGCCGAUUAUCCUCCAAGAAGAGAAGAAAGUACACAUAUAGUGAUGACAUGGAUGACUCAACCGAUGACGAUGUUUUAAACUUCGAUUUCUCGAAUAUGCCGAAGAGACAGAGUCGAAGACAGCGAGGACUCGACCCUGAUUUUGUGGAUCCAGAUUUCAAUAUUCACGAUUAUUAUCUUGUUUGUUGA
Molecule: messenger RNA, 423 nt
Organism: Blastocystis hominis
Lineage: Eukaryota; Bigyra; Opalinata; Blastocystidae
Exons: 2
Coding region: 1-423 (140 amino acids)
Source: RefSeq, a predicted model, not a curated record